AAGACAGCUGGGUCUUCAUAGCUGCUUCUGUAUUCAAUCUGUUGUGAUCAUACGUCUGGAAAAUUCUACCGUACACUUGUGAAAGAAUAAUGGUGGAUAGGGUAAAUCGCAUCAUAGCAGUAUCAUGAAACCAGUUUUUGACCUCUUGGACCCUCCUCAAAAGUCUUAGGAACCCUAAUGGGUUCCUGGACCACAUUUUGAGAACUACUGUUCUACGCUAUCCAAAUUGUUUAUGAGGAGGUGGGAAGUGGGGGGAGCAGGGCACCAGAGGGUACAUUUUGGUGUGAUUAUCCUCACCUAUCCCAUUGGCUGUGGCCAGUAUUUGGAAUAAAAAGGGGAAGCAAACAGGAUGUGAUACAUGUUUGUAGUGGCUCUAGACAAGCCUAUAGGUGGCACAGAGCAGGCCAGGGAGCAACGGUUGGUGAUGUAACAGUUGUCUGGCCUGUCUGCUCUUUGUGAGUGGGUUCGGGAACAGGGCAGGAGUUAGCUCAUAUGUUACCACUUGGAAAACCAUAUUACUUUUUUGGGGGUGGAGGGGCCUAUUUUGAUAAUUCUUGGUCUUUAGUAAAUAGGAUGCUGCAUGUAUAUAGUGUUUAUACACAGUAUCUGCACAUCCCUUAGUUUGGAACUGCUUAUCCCUUACUAAAUGAUUGGGCAUUGACUGCCCUUCUUUCUGCAGUUCACUACUUCUAAUAGUAUCAUGGAGUUAUUGAGGGAAAGGAGAUUAACAUAGAUAAAUUCAUUUUUAUUUCAAGAAGUUUGAAACAGCUGACUAAAACGUGUUUCUGUCUUGCACUGUUCACCUUGUCAGUUGUCAGUAUUUAUUGCUACUGCUGGGAGAUGGUGUGUGAGAACCAAAGAGUAAAAGUCAUGUGGAUUACUAGGAAUAUUCACUUUCAUUUUUUAAACAUUCUCAUUAAAAGCAGUGCUUGACUUUACAUAUUAUAUUUUUCUUGUGCAAAGUGCUGUUUUUCAGCACUGAUACAGGAUUAUAUACUGUGGAUUGAUGAUCACAUUAUUUAUACUAAAUAGUUAAUUCAGAAUUCUCAAAGUUCUCUUACAUUUUAUGCUGUUAUUUUUCCUAGCAGAUAAUUUACAGAUUAAAAUGCCACCAGAUACUGUCCUGUAGUGUCUCAAUUUUUAUUUCCCCAAUAUACCGUCCAGCUUUAUUUGAUGAUUCUCUCCCCCACCCCCAUCUGAUUCUUGCUAACUGUCCAGGAAAACUACUGUGAUGAUGCCUUGAAAAAGUUUUCUACAGCUGUUGGCUACGACAGAGACAUUCAGCAUAUCCACUCGUAACUCUUAGGGGCCCGAGUCAACGAGGAAUAUGGAGGAGAUAGCUGUCAACAAGUUUUGUGUGGGUGUGUCCACGGAGUAUAGAGCAGUGUGCUCGACACUUGGACUCAGUGAAGUCAUGGCGUGCUCCUUCGAGAGCCAUUAACUGCUGCAGAAUGGCAGCCUGGCUCUUCAGAUAGAACAACCUGAGUCGAAGAUAAAAGGACUAUGUACACUGAAUGCAUUUUUCUCAAAUGCUGAUAGGGGAGUUUGUAAAUGAAGUACAGUUCAUUGCAGUACACAUCUGUAAUCAACUGGAGUUUUCAUCGUUGAAUUUUGUAAGGCCUGCUGAAAAUGACUGAAUAUAAACUUGUGGUAGUUGGAGCUGGUGGCGUAGGCAAGAGUGCCUUGACGAUACAGCUAAUUCAGAAUCACUUUGUGGACGAAUAUGAUCCUACGAUAGAGGAUUCCUACAGGAAACAAGUAGUAAUUGAUGGAGAAACCUGUCUCUUGGAUAUUCUCGACACAGCAGGUCAAGAGGAGUACAGUGCAAUGAGGGACCAGUACAUGAGGACUGGGGAGGGCUUUCUUUGUGUAUUUGCCAUAAAUAAUACUAAGUCAUUUGAAGAUAUUCACCAUUAUAGAGAACAAAUAAAAAGAGUUAAAGACUCUGAAGAUGUACCUAUGGUCCUAGUAGGAAAUAAAUGUGAUUUGCCUUCUAGAACAGUAGACACAAAACAGGCUCAGGACUUAGCAAGAAGUUAUGGAAUUCCCUUCAUUGAAACAUCAGCAAAAACAAGACAGAGAGUGGAGGAUGCUUUCUAUACAUUGGUGAGAGAGAUCCGACAAUACAGAUUGAAAAAAAUCUGCAAAGAAGAAAAGACUCCUGGCUGUGUGAAAAUUAAAAAAUGCAUUGUAAUGGGUGUUGACGAUGCCUUCUAUACAUUAGUUCGAGAAAUUCGAAAACAUAAAGAAAAGAUGAGCAAAGACGGUAAAAAGAAGAAAAAGAAGUCAAAGACAAAGUGUAUAAUUAUGUAAAUACAAUUUGUACUUUUUUCUUAAGGCAUACUUAAGUAAAAGUGGUAAUUUUUGUACAUUACACUAAAUUAUUAGCAUUUGUUUUAGCAUUACCUAAUUUUCUUUCUGCUCCAUCCAUACUGUUAGCUUUUAUCUUGAAUGCUUAUUUUAAAAUGACAGUGGAAACUUUUUUCCUCUAAGUGCCAGUAUUCCCUGAGUUUUGGUUUUUGAACUAGCAAUGCCUGUGAAAAAGAAACUGAACACCUGAGAUUUGUCUUGGGGUUUUUGGUGCAUGCAAUUGAUUACUUCCUAUUUUUCUUACCAAUUGUGAACUUUGGUGUGAAACAAAUUAAUGAAGCUUUCAAAUCAUCCCUAUUCUAUGUUUUAUCUAGUCACGGAUAUGAAUUAAUUACUAAUUAUAACUUCAGUUGAGAUUUCAUGAUUGGUUUUACUGAAACAUUGAGGGAACACAAAUUUAGGGGCUUCCUGUAGAUUCAUCUUGUUGGCAUCGUGUCCUACGGUUUCAGUUACCCUUAAUGAAUGUAAAGUUAUAUUGUUCACAAAGGUUUUCUCCUUCUUUCCACUGCUACUUGUCAUGGUCACAUUCCCCAAAAUACUAUAUUUUUUCUAUAAAAAGGGAAAAAAUGGAAAAAAAAAUACAAGGCAAUGGAAAAUAUUAAAAGGCCAUUUACUCUCCACCUUAGAUAAAUUCCUAUAAUACUCUGAAUAGCUUUCCCUGUUAAGGCAGACCCAGUAUGUAAUGAGGAUUAUAACAACCAUUUGGGGGCUAUAUUUACAUGCUACUCAAUUUUUGUAAUUGAAAAAUUUUAAUGUGUAAAAAAUUCUCAUAGGAAUUAAACAUAGUCUCCCCGUGUCAGAGUGCUCUUUCUUAGCAUAACUUUUAAGUCUUUUCUUGAACUUCAGUCUUUGAAAAUGGUUUUAACUCUGGUAGUGAUGUUAAAGAUUAUUUGGGCCACUUAGCUUAGUAGGUGUUAAAGAGACCGAGGUUGCAAGGCCAGGCCUUGGGUGAACCUUUGAGCUUCACAGAGUUUCACAGGAUGGACUGCAUCCCUGUGGUCUUCCAGUGUGGGUCAAAAGUGGGAGCCAGGAGAGAGCUUGGAUAGCUCAGCAAGGUACAUUCUCGUGUGGUAGUCCUACUCAGGAACAUCACUUUUAUUUAAAAAAAAAAAAAAAACAAAAAAACCCAAAACAAGACAAACCAUUAUUUUAAAUGAGACUUUAGGGUGGGGUGACAAGAUUUUAAUUUUUUUAAACAAUGAAAUGUUUAAAAAGUUUCAAAAUCUUGAGUAUUGGCUCUGGUUCUCUUAACACCGGCUAAAGUAACAUUACAUAAACACUUCACAAGUUUGGUCCAUAUUUAAGAAUAUCUAAUACUUAUAAAAUAGAUAAAUUAAUGUUAACAAAAUGAUUCUUUCAGUGCAUUUAAAAUGUUAACUUAUUGUAAAAUAUUUGAAGUGAGAUGGUGUAUCGAGGUGAAAAUAUCACUGGACAAGGAGAAAGGUGACUUGGAUUCCAGUUAGGUGUCUUUCCCAACAGUGAUCUGAUGGGCAGAUCACUUACUGUCUGUUUCUUCAUGUUUAAAGAAGUCAUCUCCGAGGCUGUAUCUAGCAUUACAACUAUGUGAUUUACAUUCAGUUUACAUAAGGGUGUACCUGUUUGUCAGUCUCAGCACGGUCUGUAACUUUUUACCUAUGUUAUCAUCUUCAGUACCAGUCUUAGGCAAAAUUGUGCAAGAGGUGAAGCUUAUUUUUGAAUAUCCAUUCUCCAGUUUCAGGACUUCUCCCAUAUUAGUGUUGUCUUGCCUGCCUACCCUUCCACAUGCCCCAUGACUUGAUGCUUUUUCUUUUAAUAGUUCUAAGUCCCCUAACUUCAAGAUUUAUUGCUGCUUUGGGUGUCUUCAUGAAGGCUUCCCAUCAAGUCAUAUCAGAAUGCCCUGUAUCUUAUUUCCGCAGGCUCAACAUAAUCUGACAGAUACCACAGCGGAAUUUGACCUAAUCGCUAAUUUUCAGAUGGUGGCUGUAGCAAUUGAAUCUUGAUCCUUUGAACAUCAUCUCUUUGCUGCCUGGCCCAUUAGUGACUAAGUAGGCAUUUUCAUACUUGCUUGGAGUAGACAGAACCCUAUCCAGUGGAAGGAGAAUUUAAUAAAGGUAGUGCUCAAAGAAUUCCUUACACCAUCUGCAACUAGGACUAGCCCUGGUAAUAGUGAUACAUUCCAUUGUUUUAAAAACUAAAAUCUUACAAUGAAUCAAAGAUACUUUAAAAUUUAAUUCAUACAGCUUACUUUUUAGCAGAACUCAUUUAUUCAGCAAAUAUUUGCGUGCCUACUAGAUGCCAGGCUCUGCACAAGGCACUGGGGAUAUUACAGUGUCUCCACACAAGGGACAUAAUCCUUCAGUAGUGCUUAUAUUCUAGAGGGGUCUCUUGGUGAGGCCCUUGGCACAUGACCCAAGAGAACAUAAUGCAUAUUGUAGUUCUGCAAAGAAAGGAUUGGUCUCAAAGGUUUCUUUCAGUUCUGAAAUAACUGUUUUGCUCUGAUUCCAAACUUUAAUCAAGCAACUUUUUAAAAUUAAGUCAAUCAGUUUACUUCAUUGUUUUGAAGGAGUAAAUUUGAUUAUAUUGUUUAUUUUGCAUAAGUAUGUGAUUCUAUUGGGGCAGUUAUAAAACAAAUUAAGUUGUAUGUCAGAUAGUAUUAAAAUUCCCAUGUGUGUAAUAUUCUAGUUGGUUUCUUUGUCUAAGUAAUUAAAACAGACUUUAAAAAUUAAAUAUUGAAUUCUAAACUAGUGGUGUGUAUCUGGGUGCAAAUAAACAGAUGCCUGAACUAAUUCACAGAAAAGGAAACUAAUGUGUAUAAAUCAGCGUGAUUUCUGAAAUACUACACUAAACUACAGGUUAAUGGAUCAUUAUCUAGGUAGGGUGUUAAGACCUAAUAUAGUACCUCCUCUUGUUUCUACACAAGAGAAAGAAAUGGCCAUAUUUCAGGAAUUGUAGUGCAUAGCUGAGGGGAUUUUUAGGACUCUUGAAUUUUUGAUGUAGCUGGGCAAUUUUUUUUUAUGGCAGUGGUAAUUAUUCUUUAUUAUGUGAAUUUUGAAUGGUCUAACAAAAGGUUUGUUUUUGUAGAGAUUUUAAAAGGGGAGAGAGAAUCCUAGAAAUAACGUUACCUAAUUAUUACAGCCUUAAAGAUAAAAAUCCUUGUUGAAGUUGGAAAAAAAAUUGCUAAAUUACAUAGUUUUAGACAUUAACAUGUUUGUGGAAAAAUGUAGCAGAAGUGUGUAGUAUAAUUUGAGUGAAUAUUCCCAAUUAGGAAUUCUAGGCUCUAUUUUAACUGAGUCACACUGCAUAUACGAAUUAGAACCUAACUUUGUAGGUUAUCAGAAUCUUUGCCACCAUUGCACAAUUUUGUCCUAAAAUAUAUAGAACCUUUGUGAGGCAUGUUAAGUUGCAGUUUGCACAAGUUCAUCUCAUUUGUAUUCCAGUGUUUUUUUUUUUUUUCUUCUAACCAUGUUUUUCUAAACAAUAUAUACACAUUUAGGUUUUUUGGUAGGCAAUAAAAACUGUCAUUUCCAUUUGUCAAACAGAAAAAAUUUCUUGAUUAUGUAUUAAAUGAUUUUUAACUACCCAUUAGUUACUUUAAGCUGAAUAACUUUGGUGUUAAUAUUGGGUAGCAUGAAAUCUACAUUGAGAAACUGAACAGCAUACAACUGAUAGCUGUAAAUUCCUUCAUAAAAUGAAAUUUCUUUCUUUCUAAAGAUAUAUUCACAUGAGUUCUUGAAGAAUAGUCAUAACUAGACUAAUACUUGUUUUAGUUUAAUAGUUUUAAGUGCCUGUUUGGGAUAAUAGGCAAUUUUAGAUGACUUUAGGGAAAACGGAGUUAUUACCUGCAGAAAUGUCAAUUACAGAAGGUCCCCUUCUCUAUAGAGCUCAAAUGGGUUAUGUAAUGUUUUAUCCACAAGUUUCCAAUUCCACUGUCUUGUGUUUUCAUGUUGAAAAUACUUUUGCAUUUUUCCUUUGAGUGCCAAUUUCUUACUAGUACUAUUUCUUAAUGUAACAUGUUUACCUGGAAUGUAUUUUAACUAUUUUUGUAUAGUGUAAACUGAAACAUGCACAUUUUGUACAUUGUGCUUUUCUUCGUGGGACAUCUGCAGUGUGAUCCAGUUGUUUUCCAUCGUUUGGUUGCGCUGACCUAGGAAUGUUGGUCAUAUCAAACAUUAAAUUUAAAAAUGACCACUCUUUUAAUUAAAAUUAACUUUUAAAUGUUUAUAGGAGUAUGUGCUGUGAAGUGAUCUGAAAUUUGUAAUAUUUUUGUCAUGAACUGUACUGCUCCUAAUUAUUGUAAUGUAAUAAAAAUAGUUAUGGUGACUAUGA
This is a messenger RNA of Camelus dromedarius (Arabian camel), 6675 nucleotides long. RefSeq names its product KRAS proto-oncogene, GTPase (gene KRAS). The transcript has 7 exons. Lineage: Eukaryota; Metazoa; Chordata; Mammalia; Artiodactyla; Camelidae. Gene Ontology annotation, biological process: Ras protein signal transduction. The record is from RefSeq and is a predicted model, not a curated record. Gene Ontology annotation, cellular component: plasma membrane. Gene Ontology annotation, molecular function: GTP binding; GTPase activity; GDP binding. Bases 1630 to 2313 code for a protein of 227 amino acids.